AUGGAUGGGGAGUACAGCAUCUACACGGGUGUUAAGAAAACCUUUGGAAACGUCGACUAUGUCUUUUUCGGUUCGUUGUUAGCUGUUUCAACAGGUAUUGGUGUAUUUUACGCUUUUAAAGACAAACAUAACGUGAACAGCAAGGACUAUCUAUUGGGUGGGCGGAAAAUGAAUGUCGUGCCCGUGUCGUUGUCAAUUCUUGUUACAUCUUUCUCGGCAACAACGUUGUUGGGAAUGCCUGCGGAAGUAUAUAAUUAUAACACUAUGAUUUGGUGGUUGUGUAUCUCCGCCAUGAUCGGCCUCGUCAUUUCAUCUAUAGUCUUUGUUCCCUUCUUUUACAACCUGAACGUCACAAGCAUCUAUGAGUAUCUCGAGAUGAGGUUUGGAACGGAAGUGCGGGUACUAGGGUCGACUCUAUUCGUCAUCAAAGUGUUGCUGUACAUCUCCUUUGUCUUGUACGUCCCAUCUCUUGCACUCAGCGCAGCAACUGAAUUCAGCUUAUGGGGUUCUGUAGCGGCCGUAGGGACGGUUGUGACUGUCUACACAACAAUAGGUGGGAUGAAGGCAGUCUUAUGGACGGACACGUUCCAGUCUGUGAUUAUCGUGGGAGGUCUGACAGGUGCAUUGGUCCAAGGAUCAAACGCCGUAGGGGGCAUUUUCGAGGCAUGGAGGGUAGCUGAUGAGCGCUCUAGGAUUUAUCUAACAGACUUCAACCUUGACCCUUCUACUCGCCAUUCAUUCUGGUCUCUAGUGCUGGGCGGAGGCUUCAUCUGGAUAAGCCUGUUCGCAGACCAAGUUCAAAUUCAACGUACCAUGUCAUGCCCCUCUGUAAAGACAGCAAAACUGUCCAUGUUGAUUUGUGCACCAUUCCUGUUUAUGAUCAUGUCCAUAUGUUGUUUGAUGGGUGUGAUCAUGUUUGCCUUCUACAAAGACUGCCAUCCCGUUGGUUUCAAUAACCUCAUAUCAAGGACUGAUCAGAUCCUGCCACUGUACAUAAUGGACAUCCUGGGUCACCUCCCUGGCGUCCCUGGUAUAUUUAUCUCCUGCAUCUUCAGUGGUAGUUUGAGCUCACUUUCCUCUGCUUUGAACGCCCUGGGAGCUGUCAUACCACGUGACUUAAUUCAGCCAUGUUGCUGUGGCCGGAUCAGCGACAGAUACCUUACAAUCAUGUCCAAACUUGUGGUGCUUGGGUGUGGUUUUGGAUCAAUUGGUUUGACGUUUGUCGUAUCCCGCCUAGGUUCUGUCUUACAGGCCACCUACGCCAUAGGAAGUAUAACUAAUGGGCCGCUGUUUGGCCUCUUCAUUCUUGGCAUGUUUUUUCCGUCCGCCAAUAAAAUGGGGGCAUUUGUAGGGUCUGUGACGUCACUGAUAAUAAUGACGUGGAUAGGGAUGGGAGCGUUCAUUACACGCGCGGCGUACACCCCUGUCUCCAGUGUGUACACUGACGGCUGCAACUGGAACGUCACAACCCCGGCUGAAGCAGAUAUGUUCAGUACAACUCCAAUGCCUACCACAGUGAAUGCUUCAAGUGCCACAGAACUCGAUACUGUAGAUAAUAGCAAUGGCUUGCUUCGGUUAUACUCCAUGUCGUAUAUGUGGUACAUGCCUGUUGCUGUUAUUGUUGAAGUCAUCGUUGGAUUGAUCGUUAGCUACCUCACAAAGCCUCUUUUUAAGCAGCAGUUAAAUCCAAAGUUGAUUUGCCCGCUGUUUGACUACCUUUGCCCGUGCCUUCCAGAAAAACUCAGAGCCUAUUUCCAAAAUAGACAAUCACAUGACACUUCACAGACAUAUUCGGACCACAGCUGCUGCAGAGGCUGGGAUGAGCAUCGCAAGUGUGACUGCAACUGUGUCGUUGAUCAUGGGCUGUUAGACACCUUCUUAGAAAUGAAUGAACUGACACCUCGACCAUUUCAUGUUGUAUAGUACCUAGGGUGUUGUCGUCAUCGACCACUGUUAUUUAUGACUUAGCUAUAAAUAUAAUCAAAAAUCUUUCACACUUGAAAAUGUUAUUCCAAUGAGACGCAUAUCAUAUCAUGAUUGUUCAUCACCUAAAAAUC
Molecule: messenger RNA, 2057 nt
Organism: Haliotis rubra (blacklip abalone)
Lineage: Eukaryota; Metazoa; Mollusca; Gastropoda; Lepetellida; Haliotidae
Product: sodium-dependent multivitamin transporter-like
Exons: 15
Coding region: 1-1923 (640 amino acids)
Biological process (GO): sodium ion transport; transmembrane transport
Cellular component (GO): membrane
Molecular function (GO): symporter activity
Source: RefSeq, a predicted model, not a curated record